GAAAGGUACGAUAUCCAUUGUGAUAGUCAGAGCGCAUUAGAUUUAAGUAAAAAUGCGAUGUACCACUCGCGCACGAAGCACAUUGAUGUCAGAUAUCAUUGGCUACGUCAAGUUGUGGAAGAACAACAGUUCAAGUUGGAAAAGAUUCACACUGAUGAAAAUCCUGCUGACAUGAUGACGAAAGUUGUAACAGGAGGAAAGCUUCAGCUUUGUGCCGAGUUGAUCGGCAUGGAAUGCAUGUGA
Messenger RNA from Striga hermonthica, 243 nucleotides. Lineage: Eukaryota; Viridiplantae; Streptophyta; Magnoliopsida; Lamiales; Orobanchaceae. The record is from the annotation of a GenBank genome assembly.